AACUGCAAAGUGUCUUUGAAAACAUGGAUGGAGAUAGUGGUCCUAAUGAGCCAGGACCAAGCAGGAACAUAGCAGGUGGACCUCACUUCAUGUCAGAACGCAUGGACCUUGUUCCUCCAUCCAGGCCAAGAGAUGAGGAUGAUGAUUCUGAAUAUGGUGUACGUAGGAGCAUCGGCUGUGAACAGCUAGCAGAUUGGAAUGCACAGUUGUAUGAGAAAAGUUAUGUGAAAUGUCCACUUCCCAAUUGUGGUAUAAUGUUCCAUGGAGCUACACAGAUUCAGAAUCACUAUGUCAACUGCACAGGAAGAUGUGAUGAUGCCAUCAUUGAGUGCAACCACUGCCAAGCUAUUGUAACAGCAGACCAAAUUCAACAACACUUGAAGAUAAUGCACCGUUUAGACCAGUCGCCACAGCCAAGCAGUGACUCUGGUAGCAGUGAGGUUGCCAGAGCAACAGGAAUCAUGGAGAGAGAGCGCAGACCAAGCCAAAAGAGUGGCGUUGGAUCAUCAGUUGUAGGUGCUGAAGAGGAGGAUGGAAGAGACUUUCAAAUAUCUGAAAAUUGUGUUGAAACCAAAGAUCAUCAUUCUUUUAAGUUUGUUAAUCAAGACCAAAUGGAAAGGCAGUGGGUUCAUGAACUUAAUGCAUCAGGAUGUGCCACCUGCCCAGUAGAAGGAUGCCAUCUCACCUUCCCAUCCAUGUCUGGCAUCAUACAGCACUUUCAACAUUGCCUGGGAAAGUCACAAGAGCCUUUUAUGUGUGAGCUGUGUAGUAAAAGGUUUGCAACAGGCAGAAUGCUGAAUGAUCAUAUGAUGCACAUUCAUGGUGAUGAUAGGGUAAAUAUUCGUGUUCGUAACCUAGAUACAAGUGUACCUGAUUAUAGCAUGAGGAGAAGGGUAGUGGAAGGAGAGGAUUCUGAGAGAAGAAGAUCUGGAAAUGGUCAUGUUUUCAACCCAUUGUCUGUUGAGGAGGAAGUAGCUUUAAAAUCAACAAAUGAUCGUCACUGGAAGCAGAGAGAUUAUAUUUUGGUUUCUUCUGCACAUGAAUCAGAGUCGUCCUUAAGUGAUUGUUACUUACCUCAGCAUCAGACUUCCCAGUCUGUAUAUAAUGUGCCAAAGAAUCAUACUCACCAUAGAGAUAUAUCUGGAACGGGUCCAAGUACAUAUAAUGUAGCCUCAUCAAGAAAAACUCAUCAUUCAGUUCCUUAA
This is a messenger RNA of Penaeus vannamei (Pacific white shrimp), 1205 nucleotides long. NCBI's taxonomy places the organism in Eukaryota, Metazoa, Arthropoda, Malacostraca, Decapoda, Penaeidae. The record is from RefSeq and is a predicted model, not a curated record.